AUGGAUUUUUAUCUGACAUUAUCCAGCAAUGCAAGUACAAGGAUUUACAAGGAUAACAAACCUGGUAAAUAUACUGACAAAUUACCCAAACAGAUUUUUUUACCAGAAAAUGAUUGGGAGGUGGCGUUGGCUAGCAUUUCUCUUCCUGAUAUGGCUCCCCAGGUGAAUAAAUUUAUCGCCACAAGAAGACCCUUCUGGCUCAAGCGAUGUUUUUUAGUAAGACAUGUGAUACGGACGGAGAUGUGGAAUUGCCUGUGAUAAGAUUGAUAGACACAGGUACAGUCGAUUCUAGUAAACCAGAUAAGAAUGGUAACCCAUCAAAAGUAUACAUAUGGUCCAAGGACAAAUACGCUGGUGAUCAUACUCGUUAUUACUGGGAUCAAAUAGUGAGUGAAAUAGAAUUGGAUUUGCAAGAAGAUUGCCAGGUCUUCACAAAAAUAUUGCAAAGUGGAUAUGAUGUCUGGUCACGUUUUGCAAACUUGAUCACCAAUAAACUGUAUGAAAACAGCAAAUCUACUGUGAAUGUCAAGAAAUAUCGCGAUAUUGCAGACGGUUAGUAUGUGAUCAACCCUAAUGGGGAAUCAGUGUUACAGAGAAGAAAUUCUCUUACUGAAUGUAAACAUGCUGAUGGAAAAAGUAAACUUCCUUUCUUUGAAUGGGUACAGAAUGCAUACAAAUUUGAAUUGAAGAUCAACAACGAAGGGGUGCAAUACAAGGAGGAUUUCGAUGUCCAUUACUUGAUGGGUAGAAUGCCGCUAAUUCAUCAAAGGGACGAUCUCCUGCAGCAAUUGAGAAGGUGGUUUUGUGAACAAAACUACAUAGACAUUGACGUGGAGAUGGCCGAAAAAUUUCAAUUGGUAGAGGAAAUAGAAAAAACAGACAGUUCUGGCCAAAAAACGAAAGAACUAUGUUUAUCAAGUACCGUCGGAGUGGAACAUUUCAGGGAUCCUAAUUUGCAAAUGUGGGGUGGUGAACCUGAAAAAUACCUAUGGAAAGGUAGUCCAUACACAUCAUCCACAAGAUGCAGCACAAAAAUAUGUACGAUUUUAUUCGUACGUCACUUGGUAUUUCUCAGGCUUAGAUGAAAAAAUUUAUCAGGAAUUUGUGGAUCCCAAUAGAACACUGUUUGUGUAUACAGAUUUGACACAGACACAGAUCGUGGGUGGCACAGAAACAGAUUUGUUGAGGGAGGUUUCGUUCAACAAUUACGAAAACGGAAAAUAUCUAUAUAAACCGUUAAAUCUACAGUAUAUACCCAUUCGGAAAAAUGUGUACACCAUAGAAGUGGGAUCAGUGAAACCGAUGGAACACAGGUAG
Molecule: messenger RNA, 1317 nt
Organism: Pocillopora meandrina
Lineage: Eukaryota; Metazoa; Cnidaria; Anthozoa; Scleractinia; Pocilloporidae
Source: the annotation of a GenBank genome assembly